AUGUCCAACCGUACCGUCGACUACAGUAAGACGGUUAGCUACAGUAACCACGGCGACGUGGUUACGGUAACUGAGACUUUUGUGGAGCACCGUAGUACUCAUCGAGUCGUGAGAACUAUUAAUGGGUCAGCGGUAGUUGUGGAAUCCAAUCCGGUGAUGGUAAAUGAAGGUUCUGGAGAUUUUGAACUGAACUAUGCGGAAUACAUGAAAGAUGACGAAGACGAGGUGACACCCGAUGGGAAAGAAGUGGCUGUGAGCAAGGCGCCGAAGACCCGAGCAAAUCACGGAUUGGGGUGUCGGAUGAAGGGUCUUUUCGACGGAUUCGGCGGUCGCGACAUCAAAAACAUCAUGCGUCACAUACGUCGUCGUCACAAGCACAGCGGAGAGGCUCUAACCAACUUCAUGCUGUCCGGAGACAUGGAAAAAGUCGUCGACCGUCACGUCCGCGAUUUCGUCCAUCAUUUUGGGCGGAUCAAUCCGGAAAACGGGCGGAUUAUGGGCGCGAUUCGGGGAAACGACUUUUUCAAUUUCGGGGGCCUUCAUAAUAAUUUGGGAAACACUGGAAAAGUGUAUUUGGAUAAAAUGAUCAGUGGGAAGUGUGGGAAGAAAAGGAAGAUUCAUAAGUUUAAGCCGGUGGUACAGGAGUUGGACUUUGGUGGGAAGCCUUUGGGGCCUCCAGGGGUGAAACCGGCGCCCGCGGCGCCCGUGGCGCCCGCCACGCCCACCGUGAAGCCAGUGGCGCCAAAACCUACCGUAACCAGCCCCACGUCCCCUGACGAGCACGUCUACUCCACUGCCACGGAUUACGGUCUCGACUUCGAGACCGAACGUGAAAAAUGUCUGCGUAACAAGACGCUUUUUGAGGAUCCUGAAUUCCCGGCCACUGCCGCAUCUCUCUACUACCGUACCCCACCACGGGAGAGAAUUAUCUGGAAACGACCUGGGGAGAUCAUUGCAAAUCCACAGCUGAUUACUCAAGGCGAGUCGAGAUUCGAUGUGAAGCAGGGAGCACUUGGUGACUGUUGGUUCUUGGCGGCAUUGGCGAAUAUUACGCUGUAUGACGCGUUGUUCUAUCGAAUUGUGCCCCCGAAUCAGAGUUUUACGGAGAAUUAUGCGGGGAUCUUCCACUUCCAAUUCUGGCACUACGGUAAGUGGGUCGACGUGGUUGUCGACGACCGUCUCCCGACUGUCAACAACAAGUUGUACUAUCUCCAUUCGGCGGAUAACACCGAAUUCUGGAGUGCUCUCGUUGAGAAGGCGUACGCGAAGCUACACGGAGGAUACGAGAAUUUGGACGGUGGAACGACGGCCGAGGCGUUGGAAGAUUUCACGGGCGGUCUCACUGAGUACUUCGAUUUGCGGAAAAGUGAUAAGGCUACUGUAUUGGCGGCGUUGGUGAAGGGAAUGGAGAUGGGAUCGUUGUUUGGGUGCUCUAUUGAUGCCGACGCGAACAUCAAAGAGGCUCAACUGCGCAACGGACUUGUGUGCGGUCACGCCUACAGUAUCACUGCUAUCCACAGUAUCCAAUAUUACGGCCAGGACUUGACACUAAUGAGACUACGGAAUCCAUGGGGAAAUGAGAAGGAAUGGAACGGCGCGUGGAGUGAUGGGUCCCCGGAAUGGUCGAAAAUCGACGAGGCCACAAAAAAACAGAUCGAUGUACAAUUCGCGAGAGACGGCGAGUUUUGGAUGUCAUUUGAGGACUUUUUCGCGAAUUUCACCCAAAUGGAAGCAUGCAAUCUGACUGCUGAAAUAUUCGAUGAGAUCGCUGAAAUGACUGGAGUCAAUCGGGCGACUGAGACGUCGCCAGAAGAGGAACAUCAAUGGCAUGAAGUGAUGGAGGACGGCGAGUGGAGUUCCAAAAAAGGCACCGCAGGCGGCUGCAACAACAACCCAUCCACCUACCCUAAGAAUCCACAGUACUCAACCUACUUCUCCGCGCCGGCGUCGUCAAUCGAAGAAGACGGAAACGUUACAGUAAUCGUGGCGGUUCUUCAGAAAAACCGCCGGGAGCUCCGAUCCAAGGGUAAAGAUUUAUUGCCGAUCGGAGUGUCCAUUUACUCUGCCACUGGGGCUCGGAGCCCUCUAACCGCCCAAUUUUUCGCUCAAAAUCGUCCGAUCGCUCGGACUACUGUAUUCGUGAACACCCGUGAGGUUACUGUACGUUUCCGUGUGCCUCCUGGAGAAUAUGUCAUUGUUCCGUGCACUUUUGACGCUUAUGAUGAUGCUAAGUUCCUUUUGAGAUGCUAUGCAAAUGGAACACUGAAAUCGAGGUAG
This is a messenger RNA of Caenorhabditis remanei, 2277 nucleotides long. RefSeq lists its product as uncharacterized. The transcript has 7 exons. Gene Ontology annotation, molecular function: calcium-dependent cysteine-type endopeptidase activity. The record is from RefSeq and is a predicted model, not a curated record. Gene Ontology annotation, biological process: proteolysis. Gene Ontology annotation, cellular component: cytoplasm. Bases 1 to 2277 code for a protein of 758 amino acids. Lineage: Eukaryota; Metazoa; Nematoda; Chromadorea; Rhabditida; Rhabditidae.